Molecule: messenger RNA, 824 nt
Organism: Piliocolobus tephrosceles (Ugandan red Colobus)
Lineage: Eukaryota; Metazoa; Chordata; Mammalia; Primates; Cercopithecidae
Gene: C1H1orf210
Product: chromosome 1 C1orf210 homolog
Exons: 3
Coding region: 233-574 (113 amino acids)
Source: RefSeq, a predicted model, not a curated record
UCCGCGGACUGUGCACAGUUCUUGAGGUGGGAACAGAAGAGAAGGCCCGGGGGGCCGGGGAGGGGGUACCCAGGCUCUGCACAGAUCCUCAGGGGCUCCUGGCAGCAGGAAAGAAGCUAUACAUCAGAGUGGGGGACUUGUGCCCUGGGGCUGCCUGGCAUCUGGGGGCCUCCUCAGAGCCAGGGCUCUUUCUGGUUGAGGCUGAGACUCACUGGUGUCAUCAGGCCCCUCCAUGAAUGAGACAAACGAAACACUUGGGGGGCCCUCGGAGCUCCCCACAGCAUCUGCUGUGUCCCCUGGCCCAGGCACUGGGGCUCGGGCGUGGCCUGUGCUGGUAGGAUUUGUGCUGGGAGCUGUGGUCCUCUCGCUCCUCAUCGCACUUGCUGCCAAAUGCCACCUCUGCCGCCGAUACCAUGCCAGCUACCGGCACCGCCCACUGCCUGGGACAGGAAGGGGGGGCCGCCCACAGGUGGCUGAAGAUGAGGAUGAUGAUGGCUUCAUCGAGGACAAUUACAUUCAGCCUGGGACUGGCGAGCUGGGGACAGAGGGUAGCAGGGACCACUUCUCCCUCUGAGCUCCCAUCUUUGGACCCUCCCCAUCCCCUCCAUGCCUGACAGCUUAAGGACAGUGGUUAUGACACGGGGGUUCCUCGAACCUCAGGGACAGAGGUGGCUGCGGCUUAAAGGUUGGUCAGGGAUGGAGUAAACCUCACUUCCCUGACACUAGCCAGCAAAGUGACAAUGACCCUCUCUUGCUCAAUAACUCUCAAUGGUUCCCUGCUGUUCUCAGGAUAAAGCCAAACAAAGGCUUGAGUGUGGACAUAA